AUUUUUUCGAAGAUGGUGAAGACACGCCCAGCACUCCUUCUUUCCCUCCUCACCCUCGCCGCCACCGCCACAGCCUUCAGUCCCUACGAGCGUGGCCCUCACAACACCACACACUUCCACAUCAGCACCGCAGACAACCCUGAGCUGGUGGAGGAGGUGGAGGUGUGGGUGCCUGUCAAUGUUGGCCUUUACAACGUUUUCUAUUUCCUCAGUGGGUUAGGAGGGACCAUUCCAGCUACAACUUAUAAUGAGCUAUUCCACCAUAUGGCCUCCCAUGGGGUAGCUGUGCUGGCCCCCUGGAGCCUCAGCCUGCCCGUGAACCCCGUGGACAAGGUGCCGUACCUGGAGUCUGUGAUGGAGUGGGUUGGCCAAAACCUUCAGGAACAGCUUCAACUAAACGGACUGAUGAUGGGUGUGGUGCUAAAUCUGGACAACUAUGUGUUGGGCGGACACUCAGCAGGGGCGCACGUACAAGUGGAGUACCUGAAGAAGAGCUGCGGGAGGGUGACGGGGCAGGUGUGGCUGAGUCCUGUGGAUGGCAUGGAUCCUGCAGGACUCAUCCCGAUCUUCUGUAUCAAACCUGGCACCUUCCUCAACUAUGGCACCCCGACACUCCAUCUGGCGGCUGGAUACGAUACAGUGCCUGGAGCAUCUGGGUUUGCAUGCGCGCCAGAUAAACUCAGCAACGACAGAUUCUACAACGCCAUGGACACAGAGCUGGCCCCGAAGUGGUCUAUCGAGUCUACACGAUUCGCCCACGCUGACUUGCUGGACCAGACUUUUAUAGACAUCGUGGAAGCGACUGCGUUCUGUGGCCACAACUCUGAAUUGACCAAGGAAGAGCAUGAUGUGUAUAGGAGAUUUGUUGGUGGACAGAUUGUUGCGUUUGUUAAUGCUCUGUACACGAUAGACGAGGAUCAAUGCAACUCUUACCUGUCCUACCUGGAAGACCCCUCGCUAAUGAGUGUCCAGGUGAAGGUGAAGCACAGUAACCCUACAGGCAGGUGUCCCAAGGCGUCCUGCGAGUGGUUCCAUCCUUAAGGACAUCUGGGACACUUAUAGAAGGACUGGGAAGUGUCUGUGUAUGUGUGUGUGUGUGUGUGUGUGUGUGUGUGUGUGUGUGUGUGUGUGUGUGUGUGUGUGUGUGUGUGUGUGU
Messenger RNA from Portunus trituberculatus (swimming crab), 1156 nucleotides. RefSeq lists its product as uncharacterized. The transcript is spliced from 6 exons. The coding region runs from base 13 to 1041 and encodes 342 amino acids. NCBI's taxonomy places the organism in Eukaryota, Metazoa, Arthropoda, Malacostraca, Decapoda, Portunidae. The record is from RefSeq and is a predicted model, not a curated record.